Cylindrotheca closterium is the source of this 5298-nucleotide messenger RNA. The record is from the annotation of a GenBank genome assembly. NCBI's taxonomy places the organism in Eukaryota, Bacillariophyta, Bacillariophyceae, Bacillariales, Bacillariaceae.
AUGAGCACCAGUGUGAUUCAUCAUCAAUCAUUUGAUGACUUAUGGGACCAGCAAAAUGGCAAUGAUGUUCUACUUUCGUUGCGAAGACUCCGAGAAGAGUUACUUCGGCGUGAGAUGUUACCAGAAGAUCCAUCGGAGGCAUUCCUGGCAAUUCAAGGAGCUGCACUUCGUUUUCGUCCUCCGCCUCGUUUGCAGACACAAGAUAGUGAUGGGAAUCAAUUAUCACCGCGCUCGAUGGAUGAAGCAACAGUACAAUUACACUGGUCAAUUACAGAAGAAGCGCUUGGGUUGGUUACCGUUCUUUCUUGCACAUGUGUUGGUCCUGCUUGGCGUACUCAAAUGCGAGAGAGAAGAUUGCUUGCGGCUCAGCUCAAAGCCCAUCGUGAUGGAAAGCAAACAAAGUCCUCAAUUGUUACUUCUGGGUCUCAAUUCCCGCAAAUUCCAGAGAUUCUUCCAGGCGCCAUGCUGAGAUUCGCAGCCUCGGUUCUUUCCUUGCUUUCGCAUGAAGCACCCGCUUCGUCGAUGCAACCAACAGAAGCGAGGCACUGGGAGGAGAGAAACGCAAGUAUAGCUAUCUCUCAAAGAUAUUUGGUCUUGGCACUGUGUAGUCAGACGCCUAUGAUAAGCGAAGACGUUAGAAAUGUCGUAUCAUAUUCUGAAGGAUUACUUAGUGGCCCAAGAGAGAGUAUCUGGACCAUACCAGGAGUCAGUGAGGUCAUGGAAGAAAUGGUACUCUUUUGGUUAAGCCUUGCAACAGAACCCAAACCAUCGAACGAUUGGCCGUGCACCUAUCAGGUGACAAGCGCCAUAGCCGAUCUAACUGGUGUCGGUUGGAGAGCAAGACCAGAGCACAAAGCUGGUACACUGGUCGUCGAUUGCCUCAUCGAUAUUGCCGAAGCAGGAAUGGAUUUCGUAGAAGUUGGGUUGGAUGCCUCCCAUUCUCGACCAAAGGAAUCACAGCGCUCUGAAUACUAUCAGUCAGUCUUGAAUGCGAUCCGAGCACUAAUCCAUCUUGCGAACUGGGGCAGCAUCCCCGUCCAGUUGCAGAGAACAGUGGCACAUAGAGCAUUCUGCCUUCACAUAGCUUUUGAACGAUUCAAAAAUAUGUUGUCUGGUGUCGGCCUGUAUGGUGGCAAUGCAGUAGCCACAACCGAUAUGACAGAGGAAAGCGCUCCAUUUCUGAUGCAAAUGAAUUCACUAUCCAAUGAAUCCGCAGAUCUAGUUUGGGCACUGCUAAAUUCGCAGUCGACGGCCGCCAAUGCAAUGCAAUCCCUUUUUGAAGUGAUCCAGUCUCCAUAUUCGAUUCCGACGACUGUCGCCGACGGUGGCAAGGAAUGUAUGAUGAGAGGGGUCGCAAUCCGAAUGGUGAGUUCGUCGUUGUGGAGAAGAGGCUCGCUGUGGCGUCGCGAGGAUUCAGAAAAAACAUUGAAGGUUUUAAGAGAAGUUUCACAAAGAGUCUAUUCGACGAUACAAGAGAAACAAAGAAAGGCAGAAACCAUCGACAAUUUGACCUAUGAUAUGCUGGCGUUGGCAAGGGAUACUGUGAUUUCUUUGGGAAUCUUUGCUGACUGGCAGUUUAGUAGCAUGAACAUCAAAACUGCUUCAAACGAAUGGGAUAUAUUCAUUGUUGCAGUCGAAGAAGCCUUUCUGACUUGGCAGGAUUAUUCGCAGAUUCAGAGCAAGUCCACUACCUCAGACAGAUCUUCUGGUGCAAUCAGUCGUCUUUUGGACGGAGCGCGAUUGGAGUGCAUGUCUCUGUUGUUGCGAAUUGGGGCAUGCUUGGACAAAUUCGUCCAGAUGGAAAGAAGCCCAUUUCAUGCAAUCGUCAGCAACGUCAGUCAAAAGAAGCUCUACUUGUUUAUACUUCGCACAGUUGUUGCCAGGGUCUCGUCGGCUGAUGCUGAACUCCUUGGACUAUCGGCAUUUCGAGCUUGGAUGAAGUUUUUGAGUCGGCCUAUGAACCUUGCGGACCGCAUUGCGGAAAUAAUCAUUGAGGGUUUCUCAAAGUACCCUAAUGGAACAUACGUGCAUUCACCGAAUGUCCGCGAAACUUGUCUAAGGGUGCUGAAUACGGGGAUAAGUGAAGCGAGUUUGCUCCCUUCCAAAGAGAAUUUUUUCGCACAUGGACAAUCCGUGAUGCACAUGAUGAACAGUCGAUCCUCUUCGAGUAUCAACGGUAUUGUGAUCCCUUUGUUGCGGUCGGUGCUAGUGGAAGGUGCCACUGGUCCAGAUGGGGAGCUUAUACUUUCGGAGGAGAUGAAGACUGCUGCAGACAUGGGCGACAGCUUUGAUCUGGCAUUACACGAGUCAUCCUCGUCGUUGGCUCUAGAGUCUCUUGCAAUCACAUUGGUUUCGGAGUUAAUUCGCGAUAAUGUAUCUACGAGCCACGCUCGAUCCCUGCUGGUGGAUUCGCUGGUAUCAGUGGCAUUGUCUGCUCCUCAGCUGAGAGCGGACAAAGCCCAACAGGGAACAAGUCUUCAAGAUUCCAUUCAACUCCGGGCUGUUGUUGAGUUGCAUGCUUGUCUUAUGGCUCCUUUUUGGCAUCUGCCGUUGAUGCAUAACAUUCUACCUAGGAUUGUGGACGCCUUGUGCGCCGUCUUGGUUGCGAACAUCGAGCUUAAUCCUGCCGUUGAACCGGCUUUCAAUUUUUCAAAGACAGUGCUUGCUAUAGCAUCAUUGGUGGCACUUUGCCGCUUGAGACCAAUAGUCAAAGGAACAAGAUUAUCUGUAGUGCCAUUCAGUCGUCUAGAGAAGGCAUUGCCCGAAUCCGUGCCACCUAGUCUGCUGAAGCCUCGAACUCAUCUCGAUAUUCAAGGGGUGCGGGUUGCACGCUUUGUUAGGCUCUCAGGGCGCGGUGACGGAACCAUCUCCAAUCCAUCUCGAAACGAGGGUGUGAACUCCACCGUGCUUGAUUUCGAGCCAAUCAUCAAGGCUUUGAUAUUAGCACUUGAUGCGAGUAGAAGUUCAAGGGAUAGCCUAUCACCAGAUGUUUGCUUGUUGCUCCAAAGUAUUGGAUCGCUCUGUUUCCAUACAUUGACGGAAGUCACUUGCUCUGGCUUCUACCCCUACAGCAGCGUUUCUUUGGAAAGUAUAAUUUUUGCAUCUGGAAUAGCAUGCACGGAAUCAGUCCAUGAAAUCUGUGUCAGGAGUCAAAUGCUUGCUGCGCUCACCGAGUGCGCUGUUGCACAUCAUGCUGACAGAAGCAGCAGCGAGGGCAGUAACGGUUCGCGAGACAAAUACACUGAUUCGCUCCUGAACCUUAUACUGUACGUUUGUGAUUCAUCGAGACCCAGAGAAUCUACAAUCGGUUGUCGAGCGGUAAUGGCAAUCCUGCCAUCCCUCACUGCUAUCGACUCGAUCGAAGGAAGCAAACGAGUUUCUGAUAUCUUCACUCGGAUAAGCAAAAGGUUACAUAGAGAACUAAUGGCACUUAGGAGACGACAGCCUCGAAACAUGCUGCCUGAAAUUGAUGAAGUUACAAUCUUGAUAUCGAUACAGCAAGAAAUAUUGACAUCAACGAAUACUGCAUUUGGAGAUUUGCUGGGGUUCUUUGAUCUAUGCAAAGAAAUUUUACAAGCUAUGAUGCUGAUGCCGCCAUCACUAGGCUUGCAUCUAACUCUGCAGUGCCUAGUGUUGUCAAUCCAAAGACUGUCACGGGAGUCUUUGAUGCAAUUUUUAAGCAACAGUUCGAACUUGAAGCUGCAUAACUUUGGUCAACUAGAUUCGGCUUCUGCGAUUCCGCAACACGAAGUAACCUACGAAUUUGUUGAGCUGAUAUUGCUGGAAUGUGUCAAAAAUUGUCUCGAUGAUGCGCCAAAUCCCUCAUUAGAAACUGGAGUAGAUCACGAAAGAAUGGCCCUUGACAUUGAUCGAAUCGAUAGGUUUCAAGUAGAGCAGCACCUGGAGAGCCAAGAGGAGAUAAAAGAGGUCUGGUUGUGCGGUGAUUCUUUACUGAUCUCUGUACGUGUGGGAUCUUCUCGGUACAAAGGUUGGGUAGAGCUUGUAAAGAGAAGUCCCAUGCUGCGCAGGAGAAAAAUGGUUCGGUUACCUUCUUCUUUUUCAAUCACAGACCCAGAUCGAAUAUCCAUGAUAUGGUCGAAAAACACAUUGGACACUGCAAACCCAAAGGAAAAAAAUUUCCUCAACAGCUCGACAAACCUCAAUCUGGCAAAAUCUAAUUCGUUGAUUCAACGUUUUGACGAUUUGUUGUCACCAUCCACACCAGAUGAGGUUGACAAACCGCCGCUCUCCGGCCUUCCACUGAAUACUGAAGCAGUACGCGUAGCUCCAAAAAGUGCGAAGUUUGAAUCGGGGAAGACAGAAAUGAACGCUGACAAAAGCAUCUUAGCGUGGCUGCAGAAGCAUAUUCACUCAAACGAAGGUGUUGAUAUUGUGAAAAGGUCAAUGAUUGAGGACCUUCAAAUUCCAGAAGAGCUCAUAACAUGUGGCAUAUCAGCGCAAAGUACCAACGAGUCCAAGCUGACACCCGUGGAUACUGUAUAUCCUAUUCAACAGCUCAUGGCUGGCAGACAAUUGGACCGGGCCCUGGCAAUCUUGGACAGGACCAGCCCCGCAAGCACUCAUAAAAUCGGAAUCCUAUACGCUGGGCCACUAGUGGAAGACACCAAAAAGAAUUUGGACCCGGAGGCUUUCUUGAUUUCAGUUCGGUCAUCGUCUCCAUCCUUCAUUAGGUUUACAGAAGGUCUUGGUGACCUUGUUCCAACUAGACAGCUAAGAUAUUUCUCAGGAGGGCUUGAUGUGUCCGAAAACGAGUCAGAUGGUCGAUACGCACGUGUUUGGAUUCGGAACGAGCAUUCAAGUAUUUCGGCAUCCAAGAGCAUUGCUGUCUAUCAUAUUGUACAUCUCAUGCCUCCUGGUUUAAACAACAGGAAGCGUCACGUUGGGAAUGAUAACGUUCUCGUCAUAUUCCUUGAAACAGAUCUGGCUGUGGGUUUUGAUGUCGACUAUUCGGAGGAAAGGCUGAAGGAAUCGAUUGUGAGUGGACACUUUGGAUUCGCUACAAUCUUUGUUUCGUUGGGCUCGACCACUAGAAAUCUGGCAAAAGUCACCGUACUAAUACGGGAAGGCUUACAAGAGUCUCUGGCUGCAAACAUUGCAAUAUUUGCGGGUACAAAUAUAAUUGCUGCGAUGCAUGUGGCAGCUUAUGUCCGUAGUCUUGCAAUUCGAAUUGACGUCGCAUGUCGAAGUGUCCUUGACAAUCUGUCGCCUCCUUCUAACUGUAGCGAAAGGUAUCGAAUGAUCAAACAGUUGAAGCGAUAUCGGUUUUCAUCGAGAUAA